AGUCGCCUCCGUGACUUUAGCCCAGCCUUAAUAAUAAUUUUGUUCGCGAAAACUAUCGAUUUGCGAAUAUAAGGUUCCAUAUCAGAUCGUUUCUAUUUAUUUUUUUACAUAACAUAUAUCCGGCUUCGCUAUAAGUUACAGGACACCCUGUAUUUUAAUUUAAAGAAGCAUAACCUGCAAAAAUCAUCUUAUAACUUGACACAGUAGAGCCUCGCUUGACGUAAGGGCAAAAUGGCGGUGAUGGUGGUGAUUUAUGCUUGACGCCCGAGAUACUACUUAAUGGACGUGUUUCUUGAUUAUGGAAAUAAUGUUUUUCGCAAAGCAUCAAAUUAAUUAUUUAUAUAUUUAUGAAUAAAGCUCAUAAUUACUUCAGAUAAAAAUUCAUUUUGGUACGAUAACCACGCGGUUUUUCAAACAACUUUUAUCUUGUUUAUUGUUAUGAAGAGGAUUUAUACUAUGGAUUUUUCAAAUUCGCAUAGUACUGUUCCAAACAAAAUACAACUUUUAGAAACUAAAAAUCCAAUUGAAAUUUCACCGAUCACUUUGACACCAACUAAGGCUCCUGCGGAAGAUUUACUUGCAUUAGCAACAGAAAUACAGAAGGCUGACACUUUUGUCAAAGCAAACGCAAUAAAUAAACUUCAGAUAAUUACAGAAAAUAUAAGAUUUUUGCAAAAGCAAACUGAAAGAAUCUUAUUUGAAGCUAAAGAAAAUGCCAUAUUACACCAUGCUGCUUGUAAUUUUAUUAAGCAUCCCGGUCAUAUUUACCAUUUGUACGAAAAACAAUCUGGAGAAUAUUAUUUUUCCAUGCUUAGUCCCGAAGAAUGGGGAGAAAAUAGUCCUCCUCAAAUAUUCAAAGGAUCUUAUCGAUUAGAAUGCGAUCAAUCAUGGACACCUGUAUCACAAAUUGAAUCCAAAGAUGCAGAAUUGAGUUUUUUAAAUAAAAGUAUAUUAAGAAGUCCGGUUUUAGCAUUAAAUCCUUCAGAUUCAAUGAAUAUAAGUUAAGUGUGUGUUAUUGCUACAGAGUCGUUAGUUGUAAUUAAGAUUUUUUUCGACCGAAUAAAAAAAUAUAUACUUAUAAAUAAAUAAAUACAUAUAUGUUGUAAAUACAUGAAAUCAAAAAAUUAGAAUUAAAUAUAAUAG
This is a messenger RNA of Chelonus insularis, 1143 nucleotides long. RefSeq lists its product as uncharacterized. The transcript is spliced from 3 exons. The record is from RefSeq and is a predicted model, not a curated record. Bases 439 to 1005 code for a protein of 188 amino acids. Lineage: Eukaryota; Metazoa; Arthropoda; Insecta; Hymenoptera; Braconidae.